CGUGUGUUUGUGUGAAUAUAUGGACCCAAGAAAAUGGCUGCGCAGUCAAGAGUGCUAGCUACCUUGGUUAUCUAUAACCAUAACCAGGCACUGCCGCCAUGGUCCACCACCGCUUCCUCCUCGUAGCAUACCCUGUACAAGGCCACAUAAACCCUGCCCUUGAGUUCGCAAAGCGACUCAUUGCUUUUGGUGCACAUGUAACUCUUGUUGUCACUCUUCACAUGUAUCGUCGCAUGACCAAUAAAGUUAACAUCCCUGCCCUCUCCCUCGUCGCCUUCUCCGACGGCUACGAUGCUGGUUUCAGCAUCACCGCCGACGGGAAUGGAGAUUACUCGGUCUACGCGUCAGAGCUCAAGCGCCGAGGCACCGAGUUUGUCCCCUAUCUCAUACUCUCCAGCGCGCAAGAGGGUCACCCUUUCACUUGCUUGGUCUACACUCUACUCCUUAACUGGGCCGCAGAGGUGGCGCGUGGGUUUCACCUCCCGACGGCGCUGCUGUGGGUUCAAACAGCCACGGUGUUCGACAUCUUCUAUUAUUACUUUCACGGAUACGGUGACUACAUCAAUAACAAAAUCAAAGAGCCCUCAAGUUCAAUAGAAUUACCGGGAUUGCCAUCGUUUCUAGCACCCCGCGACUUACCCUCGCAUUUAUUGGACUCUUGUUUUGACUUUCACUACGUCUUUUUUCCAAUGUAUGAAGCGCAGUUUAACGAGCUUGACGUAGAAACAAACCCAAGACCAAGGGUACUUGUCAACACAUUUGAAGCAUUGGAACCAGAGGUGUUAAGGGCCGUUGAUAAUAUCAACAUGAUCCCAAUCGGGCCGUUGAUUCCCUCUGCCUUCUUGGACGGUAAAGAUGCCAACGAUACUUCAUUUGGUGGUGAUAUAUUCCACUCAUCAAAUGGUUACAUUGAAUGGUUGGACUCAAAGGCAGUGUCAUCGGUUAUUUAUGUGUCAUUUGGUAGCUUCUGUGUGUUAUCUAAGAUACAAAUGGAGGAAAUUGCACGUGCGUUAUUAGAUUGUGGACAUCCAUUUUUGUGGGUCAUUAGAGAAAAAGAAAAGAAUGGGAAAGAAAUGGAGGAGCUGAGCUGCAAAGAGGAAUUGGAAGAGAAGGGGAAGAUAGUAAAAUGGUGUUCUCAAGUGAAGGUUUUGUCACAUGCUUCUUUGGGUUGUUUUGUGACACAUUGUGGUUGGAAUUCGACCAUGGAAAGCUUGGUUUCUGGGGUUCCCGUUGUUGCAUUUCCUCAGUGUUCAGACCAAAAGACAAACGCAAACAUGAUAGAAGAUGUGUGGAAAACUGGGGUGAGAGUGAAUCAUGAGGUGAAUGAGGAUGGGGUAGUACAAGCAGAGGAAAUUAGGACAUGUUUGGAAGUUGUAAUGGGGAAUGGAGAGAAAGGAAAUGAAUUAAGAGGGAAUGCAAAGAAAUGGAAAGUAUUGGCUAGAGACGCAUCCGAGGAAGGUGGUCCUUCGGAAACAAAUCUUAAGACUUUUUUGAAUGAUGUUGCAUAAUGCUUCCCUGUGGCUAAAAGCUGAGUUGGGCUGAU
Messenger RNA from Gastrolobium bilobum, 1543 nucleotides. RefSeq names its product phloretin 4'-O-glucosyltransferase-like. Gene Ontology annotation, molecular function: UDP-glycosyltransferase activity. The transcript has a single exon. Bases 99 to 1508 code for a protein of 469 amino acids. The record is from RefSeq and is a predicted model, not a curated record. NCBI's taxonomy places the organism in Eukaryota, Viridiplantae, Streptophyta, Magnoliopsida, Fabales, Fabaceae.